AUGGCGCUCGAACUCGAGCGCGCGCUCGAUGGACUCGCGCGCGCGCUCGAGGGGCGCAUCGGGGCGCGGGACUUCGCGGAGGCGAUCGUGAGUGAGGCGCACGCGAUCGCGCGCGCGGAGACGGCGGCGAGCGCGUGGGCGUGGGACGCGCUGGGACGGAUCGCGAAUGGCGCGAGCGCGCUCGGACGGGACGGAGGCGGGUUCGAGGGGUUUACAGCGACGGAAACGCGGGCGAGCGGAGAGGCGCUGGUGGAGAUGGUGGAACGGGUGAUGGUGCGCGGCGCGGACGCGGUCGCGGGCGCGGGUGGUGCGGACGCGAGUGGGAUGGUGGCGGCGGCGGCGAGGCGCGCGAGCGAGGCGGCGGCGGCGGCGGACGGAUCGAGCGCGGGCGUCGUCGCCGCGGGCGUCGUCGCCGCGCUCGCGUUCGCGGCGAGACCCGCCGCGAAGAGUGGUAUGGACGAGUGGGCGGCGCUGGCGAGCCGAGAGGGGGAGUUGGAACCGCCCGAGCUUCGACGGUACGAUCCGGAGACGACGCGAAAGUACUUUAACAAGAGACCGUGGAUUUUACUCAAGCGCGGCUUGCGAUCGAUCUCGCUCCUCGGGUCGUUCGUGCUCAAGCUCCGGUUAGAUCGCAAACUCAUGGGCGAGAACGCGAGCGAUGAGAAAAAGAAGACGUUGAACACGAAGCGCGCGGCACAGUUGAGAGAGUUGUUGGUGUCGCUCGGGCCGACGUACGUCAAGCUCGGACAGGUAUUGAGCAGCCGUGCGGACCUGUUACCGGCGGAGUACAUCGAAGAAUUGCGCGUUCUUCAAGACAAAGUCCCGCCGUUCGACGACGACUUGGCUCGUAGAAUCUUGGAGCGCGAACUUGGAGCCACGGCAGGACGCCUGUCGCUCGGUUCAACGCCCAUCGCUAGCGCGAGUCUCGGACAGGUGUACAAGGGCACGUGGAGGAAGGACGACGGCACUUUGGAGGAAGUCGCAGUCAAAGUACAACGCCCAGGAGCGCUCGUGGCCAUCAGUCUGGACAUCGGGAUCAUCCGCAUGUUCGCAGAGCCGUGGAGACGGUGGAAUAACCUGAACUCGGAUCUCGAAGGCCUGGUCGACGAAUGGGGACGCAGGUUCAUCGCGGAGCUCGAUUACGAUGCUGAAGCAACGAACGGUGAAAAGUUUGCUGAGGCUAUGGCAGCGCGUUCUGACUUGGGUGGCGUCGUCACCGCGGCGCCGGUGUUCCGUCAAGCCUCGACCCGCGCCGUCCUCACGACGGGCUGGAUCGACGGCGUGCGUUUGCAGGACAGCACGGCGGACGACACCGCGCAGCUCGCUGCGGUUGCCCUCACGUCAUAUCUCGCCAUGCUCUUAGAUCUGGGUUUUCUCCACGCCGACCCGCAUCCGGGCAACUUGCUUCGCACCAACGACGGCAAGCUGUGCAUUCUCGAUUGGGGUCUCGUGACGCCAGUGUCGAAGGACUUGUCUACAGCCAUUUUGAAGUUCAUCGCGCACUUGGUGAGCAAAGACUUUGAAGCCGUUCCAGGCGAUUUGGACGCGAUGGGUUUCAUUCCUUCCGGCAAACGUGAGGCAAUGGAGGACUCAGGCGUCGCCCGAGCUCUUGGGUUGUUGUUCUCAGCGCUCGCCCGUGGUGGUGGCGCACAAGGCUUCAGAGAAGAGCUCGGUCUGCCGGACGAAGAUCGCAUCAAGGAGAUUCGCAAAGAGCUGAAGGGUGUAAAGGACCCCAAGAAAAGACGCGACGCCUUCUUGGAGGCGGCAGGGACGGAUUCAAAGGUGGCGCAACUCACGAAGGAUUUGGAGGGAGUGCAGGAGAAAUACGGGAACAUCUUCCAGAUCCCAGCGUACUUUGGUUACAUUCUUCGAGCAUUUUCCGUUCUCGAAGGGAUCGGCUUGACGGUGGACAAGAAUUAUUCAAUCGCAAACGAAUGCUAUCCGUACGUCGCUCGUCGACUGUUGACGGACAAGUCUCCUGAGACGCGCAAGGCAUUGGAGCAACUGUUAUACGGCAAAGAAAGCGGCGAGCACGCUGUUCUGAGCGUCAACCGAGUCCGGCAACUCUCCACCGCUUUUGGGAGCUACACAUCCAUUACAAGCCGCUCGAAUGGUGCCGUAGUGCCAGAGGGAUCGUCGACGAAGAAGAUCUCCAAUAGCACGCGAGAGGCCCUUAAGUUGGCUUUUGAUCCCGCGGGUGGACCGAUUCAAGAUAUUGCGUUGCGCGAACUUGGGCGAUACGCAGGCGCGCUUGCGGCCACGACGGCUUCUUCUGCCAUCGCCGCACCGUUCAGUGCCGCCGAAUCUCUAGCAAGAUCUUUCGGACCAGCCGCGCAACUUCUCGGCAGUGCUCAGGAGACUCUGGCUCCGUUGGAACGCGUCACGCACGCGUCUGACGAAGACAUUGAAACCUUAAGAGUCGUGGAUGAACUUCGUAAUUUGUUCUCAGGUGUAGACGAACGGAAAGAUGAAACUAAAAGUUCGCAGGGCAACGAGCUAAUACCGCCAGAAAUCGACGUGGAACUCCUGCAGGAGCUCAUUGAUCUCGCGCCGGAACUGGCGCCAGGGGCGCAGGCUGCGGCGUUCCGAUUCGGCUCGGUCUUACUUGACCAGGCCGCUUAUCGUGUCGCGCGUACGACACAGUCUAACUAA
Ostreococcus tauri is the source of this 2652-nucleotide messenger RNA. Its product is annotated as Aminoglycoside phosphotransferase. The coding region runs from base 1 to 2652 and encodes 883 amino acids. NCBI's taxonomy places the organism in Eukaryota, Viridiplantae, Chlorophyta, Mamiellophyceae, Mamiellales, Bathycoccaceae. The record is from RefSeq and is a predicted model, not a curated record. The transcript has a single exon. Gene Ontology annotation, biological process: protein phosphorylation. Gene Ontology annotation, molecular function: ATP binding; protein kinase activity.